Molecule: messenger RNA, 916 nt
Organism: Desarmillaria tabescens
Lineage: Eukaryota; Fungi; Basidiomycota; Agaricomycetes; Agaricales; Physalacriaceae
Exons: 3
Coding region: 84-818 (244 amino acids)
Source: RefSeq, a predicted model, not a curated record
CUAGGCUUGAUCUCGGUACCAAUCCGAGACGUACAGCAAGUGACACUGUACACAGCUUCUGCACCUUGCUCCACAACGUUACUAUGCAUUUGCCUCUGUUGUCAGACGAACAGGAAAGUCCUGUCAUUCAUAUCAUUCGCGAUGCUCGAGGCCGUACAAAUGUUUCUGGUCCAGCUGAAACAAUAGACAACGUCCAAGAACCCAUCGAUCCUACUCACGACUAUGCGAUAGGCCGCUGCCCAACGCCUGCCCUUGAACUAGCGCUUCUUCUUUCUUCGGCGUGUGAUGUUGACCCGCCCAGCCGUUUUGAAUAUGUUGAACUCUGGCGUUCUAUCCUCAUUCAUUUCUUCCCUGGACACAUGGUUAUGUCCGAUUGGGAGAUUCCCUUCUCUUCCGACUAUCACCAGUACAAUGAUGAAGGGCGCUCUUCCAGCUGCCAGACCGUUUCCUUGGCCGUGUUCCCCCCUGACCGAGUGCAGCCCCUUGCAGUGGUGCAGGUAUCAUCCCAAGUGGACUUUGAUAAUCCUCACCUACGAGAUGCUGCUGCAUUGGAAUCGUCUCAACUUUUUGAUUAUCUUGCCCCGUACAGCGAGUACCCACAGAUUAUGGUGAUUGCUGCGAUGGGCAUGAGCUGGAGAGCCAUCAAGAGAAGCGUAUUCCUCUCGAGCGACGAGGCGGAGAGUGCAUGGUUGAACACGUCGCACCAGAGGGCUGAAUCUACCUAUGAAUGGAUGCACAAUGUUGUUAGCCAGGUCAGCUGGGAUGUACUGGAGGAGCUGGUUGCCUCUGUAAAGCGCUCGUCGUGUGAGUUGAUUUAGUUGAAGGGGGGAGUAUUGCUAUUGCAAAGGCUGCGGCGUGGAUAUCUGCUGUAUUUGUAUCCUGCUUGUAUCUCGUUAUCUACAUUUUUUGCACUUUU